Molecule: messenger RNA, 4581 nt
Organism: Macrobrachium nipponense
Lineage: Eukaryota; Metazoa; Arthropoda; Malacostraca; Decapoda; Palaemonidae
Product: dnaJ homolog subfamily C member 30, mitochondrial-like
Exons: 3
Coding region: 164-922 (252 amino acids)
Source: RefSeq, a predicted model, not a curated record
AGGUGAUGUAAGUUCCCGAGGUUCAAGAUUCUACAGUGGUUGUUGAAGUUCAACACGAAACUUUUCCGGCUGUGUAGGCUAUGAUGGUGUUAACUAGCCACAGGUAGCUAGUAAGUGCAAACUAGGUAGUUUGCUUCAUCCAGGACGAUAACUGGCCUUGAAAAUGACCCUCCUUUGCCUGUCCUACGGAACACGAGGAAGAAAGCUCAAGAAGUCAUUGGGAAACGUCGUGUGGGACAUGCACAUUCGCAGAAUCUGGGCAGUUAGAAAGAGCUUGUGCGACUCCAAAUACAGUUUACUGGUGGGAGGUACUGUUUGUGUGCAACCUCUGGACAAAGAACGCUUUGUGAGAUAUUAUUCAAAACCACCCAAGACAAAUUAUUACGAUACGUUAGGCAUCACACCCAAGGCAACUCAUGCUCAAGUAAAAAAUGCUUAUUAUGACUUAUCUAAAAGAUACCAUCCUGACCAAUACAAGGGAAAUGAUGGUUCCCUUAAAUUUAGAGAGAUAACGGAAGCUUACGAGGUUCUAGGGAAUUUUCAGAAAAGAAGGAUGUAUGACAAAGGAGUUUUUAGUAUAGACACAGCAGCAACUCCAGAAGAGGCAGAAGAAUAUUCUUCAAAAUUUUAUGAAUCUCGUAAAAAUCGUGGUAAGAUGCCAUCUUCUGGUAGAACUCCUAUUUACAACUUUGACGAGUGGUCAAAACUUCAUUAUGAAUCAAGUUUAGAUCGCAAACAGCAGGCAAAGAUAAGAUAUGCAGAAUUUAUAAAGACUCAAGCAGAAAUCAAAGAAGAAAAGAAGUCAUAUGCAGCUGUUUACAUAAUACUGAUAUUAUUCUGGAUAUUUUUGUUUCGUGUUUCAUUAUCAAAUGAAGUCGAUGUACCAGAAUUAUCUAAAAGUAGAAUAAAGAAAGAAAACUAGAUUUUUUUUUAGUAAAGUGAGUACUUGGUUUGUAUAUAAAAAUGUGAUAAUAUAUACUGUAAAUAAAAUUUUAUCAUAUAAAAUUCACCCAGGGCGAGAACAUUUUUAAUAUACAGUACAUACUGCACUGUAUUACAUUACAGUAUUUAAUCUUAUAAUUGUUUCUACAGUAAUACAAACCCUUGUAUUUGUUCAUGAGUUUCCUUUGGUGACAUCUGGUUUGGUCAUUGAAGAUUAGCAAAAUGCUUUUGUAACAACUAUUGGUUUCAACAAAAUACUCAUAAAGUUAGCAUUAUCUAUGGUAGGAGUUGUCUUCCUUAAAUUGACAGUAGUAAGCACUACUAAACCCUUCCUCCUUUCUUUCUCUAUCUAAGCAUCUGAAGUGGACAUAAUUGUCACCAGUUUGUAAAUCCAGCCAACUGUUCACCAUAUUUUCUAGUGUAGCAAAUUCCCAACCUUCUAUUUCAGUCACUUGAGAUUCACAGACAAUGUCCCGGUGUUUUUCCGGAAUAAAAUUUUAUUGCUGUACUACCUGACAAAGAUGACACUUUGUCACAGGGUAUCUUACAUCCCUACCUAAUUUUUUACUGUAUUCUUUAUUUUGAAAAUUGCAUAAUUCUAGUAAUUAUAAGAGUAACACAGACUUCUUGUAGACAUCGCCAGCAAACUCAGAGGAAUGUUUUUCGAAGAUAUAAUGACGUAACUUAUGAUGUCAUUAACUUGCCUCCUUCUCGAUGGAUAAUUGGCUAUUCGUGAAAAAAAUCUCAACCUCUAGCAACAAUGAAAUACAGCCAAUACUCCUUGUUUACACUUUUUAGUAUGUAGUAGUAGUAGUAGUAGUAAUAAAGGAUUCACGUCAUGAGGUCGAGUGUUAGAAACUUAAGUAGGGUUUGCCACGAACCUCCUCACUUCCAAACAAUUGUACAAGUCAAAUCACAAAAGCUGUCUUGCAACCACGGGGACAAUGACUUAUCGUAGCCGCCAUUCUUGAAGCCUUGGCAAGGUAUGAAUAUUCAUUCAGAAUUUCAGAAACAGCUGCUCAUCGUCAUCACCUUGUGGGAGGAAUCGGGACGUCGUAUGUUUACGUCACAUAUAACUUUGAACCCAUACAUUAAAUGUUCCGCCACUGUCUUUGGCUGCGUUAUUGUGCUCAUAUGAAUAUACUUUUUUCUAAUACGUAAAAGUGAUAAAGAAUGCUGCCAAAAAUUGGGUAGGGAUGUAACGUAUAUUAUGGCUAAGUAUCUCUGUCAAAUGCACAGAAAAAAAGUUAUUCCGGAAAAACACCAGGACAAAGGCUCUGAAUCUCAUAAUAGUCAUAUAUUUCAGUUCCCCCCCCCCCCCCACAAUGAGGUCUAUUAUAUAUUUUGGUGUAAGUUUACUUAGGUGUAAGUUUUGCAUUGCUUAGUAAAUUUAUUGUUUUCAUUUGUGCAAUUACCACCUUGAGAAUUUGGUUUAGAUUGCAGGUUUAUUAGUUUUGAAAGAUACAAAUUCAUUUAAAAUGUCAUAUUCUAUAAGAAUGAGUCAGAUUUUUUGAUAGCAGUUAAUGUAGAUCAUUGUUUAGGCAAAGGAAUGCUGAAAGUUAUUUGCAGAGGAUGCUAAUAAAGCAGUCAUACAUUCAUAGUGAAAACUCUUUCUGAUAUGUGUAUGGAGUUGACUGCUACCACAGAUAAAGUUAGUAUAAUGUAAUGGGUUUGUUUGAAAAAGUUAAUUGUAUUUUAAAGAUAUGUCCUCAUUUUUCUUUACCCACCUGAUUUCAGAAUAAGCGUUUCGUUUAUUGUUAUGUAUUUAUUGUUAUUUCUCAGUCAUUAUGUUCUUUAUAAUACUGAUGUGUUCUUGUAAAUAAUUAAACUCAGCUGUUUGUGGGCAACAUUUUAUUUUACUAAAGUCUUACUGCAAGUAGCAAGAUAUGUUAACGAAGAGGUAAUCAUUCUUGAAGGGAGAGCUUAUAUGAUUUUGUGUGUUUAGAAAGGUUAAAUAUAAUUGCAAUGAUAACAUACUGUACAUACAGUAUUACCUGUGCUGAUCAACCAUAUACAUAAGGCUACUGUAGUUACUUCAAGUUGUAUUAGCUGUGAGCAAAUUACUGCAACAAUAAUUGCAUCAGUUAAAUAUGAGGUUUAAUAACAACAGAGAAUCAGAGAACUGUUCUUUGGAACACUAGACAAGGUAGGUCUAAAGGUUUAAAGAACUGUUGGAUGGAUGAGCAGUUAGUCUUUUAUUAGCUUGGGUCUGAAGAAUAUAUGAAAGUUAAUUUAAUAAGAGAGUUGGGCUUACCAGAGGAAGUCAUUGACCUGUUUUUAAAAAUACAAUUACGUAUAAGAACUUGAGAAACUAAAAAUAGGUAGGGCAUUCCCAAGUUUUUAGUAGAAUAGAAGGACAUGAAUACUAAGUCACUUAAGUAGUCCAAGCAUUACAAGGUGAUAUUUCAAUGCUGUUAAAUGUGUAAGGGACAAAUUCUUCUAACAGAUUUUCAGGAAAUUGACAACCUAAAUUAUGUGUUGAAAUCUGUGCCCCAAAAAUACUAAUGAAAGCAAACCUUUAAUUGUAUUUUCAUUCAAAAUAAUUGAGAAGAAUUUGUAAAAAUUAUACAUUAGAGGUAUAAAAUUUUGUGUGACCCCAUUCAGAUGAACUUGACAAAUGACCAGCUGAAGAUAGCUGGGAGGUAAAUGUAGAAGCAUAGUAAAAGAAACAAAAUUUGUAUCUGUGAACACAAGAAGUGUUGAAUAUAUUUAUAUUUCUGAUAAGAACUUACUUUACUUGCAGUUCUCUUAAGUGUUAGAUAUAUCUGGUAAGAAAAAAAUAUGAAAUUAGAGCUUUUGAAAUUAAAGAAAGGCUAAUUUUUGAGGGGUAAUUAUAGAUUCUGGUUAGCUAUCAUCUUUGCUUCAACAGUUUAUUCAGUACUACUACUUUGGUUGCCUCAUCCAGGCAAUAUUUCAGAAGUUAGAAUGGGCCUGCAUCCAUAAAAUCAAAAUUAUUUACAGCAUAUCAUAAUUAAGAUUUUGCUUUGCAAAUUUCAUCAGUUCCUUGUUUUAAGUUCUUUAAUAUUCAAUUAGAAUAACAAGGAAAUGUUGAAAAUGGAUAUCUCAGGGAUAUUUACGGAACUUUCUUUUGCAAUAUUGAAGUUUUUAUUUGUUGACAUCACAUGAUCAGUACAAAUUGUACUUUAUUCAUCUGUUGCUGUUUUAUAGCACUGUAGUAGACUGAAAUAAAUUACUCUUAUAGAAUGUAGGUUGUUAAGUCAGGUGUAAUUUCAGUUAAAUGGCAAGCAAGUUAUAUGUUAAUCAUCUCCACUGGGAAAAAUGAGCAAUAUUAUGAAUAAUAGGAGAGAGACCCAUGAGUUUAAAUUUGUGGAUAUAUUUUCUAGUUAUAUAUACAAAAUGUUUACAGUAUACACUGGUAAAAUAUAAACCCAAAUAUAAUGAAAUGGAUCUGUCUCCUAUCAUCAAUUGGAAUAUGAAUGAUUAUAAAUGAAUAUCACAAAUACAACUACACUGUAAGAAAAUACAAUGAUGUUGAUCAAUGAAAUUAUGGUCAAGUGUUUUGGUAAUAUCUACUGUACUUUAUUUUCAUAUAGUACAAUAUAUUUUUUGUAUAGGAUACAAAAUGUUCCUGUUGAAUAAUUUUCUUUGUACUAUCUGUAAAUAUACAGGGAAAAUUUA